Molecule: messenger RNA, 854 nt
Organism: Molossus molossus (Pallas's mastiff bat)
Lineage: Eukaryota; Metazoa; Chordata; Mammalia; Chiroptera; Molossidae
Gene: TMEM244
Product: transmembrane protein 244
Exons: 6
Coding region: 128-517 (129 amino acids)
Source: RefSeq, a predicted model, not a curated record
ACUAUUGAAUCUCACGCUUAGUCUUCAAGAGUAAUUGAAAAGCUCACAGUGACAAUGGUCUCUUCUUCCAGAUGUCAUCCAUAUAAGGAGCGUGGCUUUCACCACCUCGUUGACAUAGGAUGUGUACAUGGCUCUCCAGGUCAGAGUUGCUCCAAGCAAGGUUGUUUUGCGGAACCUUCUUCUAUGUGUCAUCCUCUUCCACACGGUGUACUACGCGGUUCUGAGCACAGGCUGCAUGGUGCUCCAGGUGGAUGAGUUGGAUGUCUGGGCACCAUUUGAUUUCAAAACAAAUCCUUCAUGGCUCAACACAAGUUAUAAAGUUAUUUUAGUCUCAACUGAGGUAAACUACUUUGUUUGUGGAUUGCUUUUCGUUCUGAUUGUGGAAGGAUGGGCUUGGGAUUAUGCUAUUUCAGUAACUAUUCUCCAUGUUGCCAUCACUUCAACUGUUAUGUUGGAAUUUCCCCUGACACCACAUUGGUGGGCUGCCUUAGCUUUCACAAAAGGAGCCAGUAUCUGAUCAAAAGUAGUGCAUGAAAUCUUUCUUAAACGACUGAAGGGUGCUUUGAUGAUUUUCUCCUUUGGUUUGUAGAAUAAGAACUGAACUUAACUCAAAUCGCUACAGUUGCCAUCACUUUUCUGUGGUAAAAUUACUGAUAUUUGCUGUUCUAUACAAAAAGUAUUGCCUAAAAAUGUCUGCUGUUUGUUUUCAAGAGUUGUCCAAUGGGAAUAUUGUCUGUUUAUGUGUGAAUGUGAAAGUACUUAUUUUGUUUGUUGCUGUGUUUUUGUUUUUCUCAGUAGUCUUGUGUUAGCACUGAGUAACCUCCUCUCCUUAGCCAUCAUCAAAUGUUAAAGAC